Molecule: messenger RNA, 1005 nt
Organism: Acanthosepion pharaonis
Lineage: Eukaryota; Metazoa; Mollusca; Cephalopoda; Sepiida; Sepiidae
Source: the annotation of a GenBank genome assembly
AUGACUUCUAAUGUUACAAAUACAAUAUUCAUAUCUGAACAUAUAACUUUUGUCAAUGGUAUAACAAAAGUCAACAAUGAAACUCCGUCUCUCUGUCUAUCACUCUGUUCACAUCUAUCUAUCUAUCUAUCUAUCUAUCUAUCUAUCUAUCUAUCUAUCUAUCUAUCCCAGUCUCUUUCUUCCUUUCCUUCUAUCUAUCUAUCUAUCUAUCUAUCUAUCUAUCUAUCUAUCUAUCUAUCCCAGUCUCUUUCUUCCUUUCUAUCUAUCUAUCUAUCUAUCUAUCUAUCCCAGUCUCUUUCUUCCUUUCCUUCUAUCUAUCUAUCUAUCUAUCUAUCUAUCUAUCUAUCUAUCUAUCUAUUUUUUUGUUAUCUAUCUAUCUAUCUAUCUAUCUAUCUAUCUAUCUAUCUAUCCCACUCUCUUUCUUCCUUUCCUUCUAUCUAUCUAUCUAUGUCAGUCUGUUCAUAUCUAUCUAUCUAUCUAUCUAUCUAUCUAUCUAUCUAUCUAUCUAUCUAUCUAUGUUUCUUUGUUCUUAUUUAUCUAUCUAUUGAUCUACGUUUUUUAUCUGUUUUUGUUCUUAUCUACGUUUGUUCGUUCUUAUCUAUCUAUCUAUCUAUCUAUCUAUCUAUCUAUCUAUCUAUGCACUGCCGGAGGGGACUAGGAUAUGCUGAUUGUAUGCCCAGCACUGGGCCAAUCUGCCAAUCUAUCUAUCUAUCUAUCUAUCUAUCUAUCUAUCUAUCUAUCUAUGUUCUUAUUUAUCUAUCUAUUGAUCUACGUUGUUUUAUUUUUUUGUUCUUAUCUAUGUUUGUUUGUUCUUAUCUAUCUAUCUAUCUAUCUAUCUAUCUAUCUAUCUAUCUAUCUAUCUAUCUAUCUAUCUAUCACAGUUCAUUGAUAAACGUUUCCAAUUUAUUCUAUCAUUCUGUCGGAUGCCAAUCCAUAUUUGAUACCAACGUAUCUAUCUAUCUAUCUAUCUAUCUAUCUAUCUAUCUAUCUAUCUAUCUAUCUUAG